AUGAUGGUGGCAAAUAGCUCGAACCUGAUAAUUACAGUUAAGCCGGUCAACCAGAACACUUGUCUCCCGCCUCGCAGACAGGCUCAAUCGGGUCCUCUUGGCAGCAUAGGCUCUCCGAUUUAUGGGGGGGGGAACAGCACUGAACCUUUAAGAACUGGGCUCUCAUCUGGCCCUCAACGAAACAGUGGUCGCAAUGCUCCCUCUGGUUUCGUUGGAGGGAUGAGCUCCAAUCAUAAACUUCAUUCUCCCACCUCCGAUAUCGCUGCUUCUCAAUCGGCUACUCACCGGGCCUCCCCUGUCGCUAUAUCAAAGCCGGCUUCUGGGUGGUCGAGUCUCUCGAGUGAUCAGCUGACACGAUCGGCUCGUGGAAAUGGAAGUGGCCGCGCCUUACCACACACUGGGAACCAGCAACCACAGUCCAUUUAUCCCUCGGGAACUUUGAUGAAUGGCGGCAGACACGAUAUUCACCUUGAUGAAAACACUAGGACUCCAGAUGACCGCAAAAAUCAAUACAUAACAGUAUCUGCGGCACCCAAGAAUACGGCAACGCGAUUAAAUAGUCCCCAUUCCAUGGGUCCUGUUCUAGAUGGCCGAAAUAUUGUUCAGCAUGUUGAGGAAAAACCUGCCAGAGGUUGUGAUAAUGUUGGCUUGAUUACUCUCUGA
Molecule: messenger RNA, 663 nt
Organism: Protopolystoma xenopodis
Lineage: Eukaryota; Metazoa; Platyhelminthes; Monogenea; Polystomatidea; Polystomatidae
Source: the annotation of a GenBank genome assembly